Molecule: messenger RNA, 2355 nt
Organism: Hippocampus zosterae (dwarf seahorse)
Lineage: Eukaryota; Metazoa; Chordata; Actinopteri; Syngnathiformes; Syngnathidae
Gene: rdh10a
Product: retinol dehydrogenase 10a
Exons: 6
Coding region: 318-1331 (337 amino acids)
Cellular component (GO): lipid droplet
Molecular function (GO): oxidoreductase activity, acting on the CH-OH group of donors, NAD or NADP as acceptor
Source: RefSeq, a predicted model, not a curated record
AGGCUCAGUCCGAUUGGGUCCGGUGUUGAUGGGAGGACCGAAUAAAUAGCGAGCCGAGAUGCGCUUCGGGAUGAGACGGAGCAGAGAAGGCGAGCGGGAAGCCUCGAAGUGAGUUGCUUGCACGCUCAAAGUGUGCACCCAUUCAACUUUUAGACUGAACUUGUAGGCUACUUUCCGCCCGCUGGCUUCUCGUUUCUCAAAAUCGUCGAGAUCCUCGAAGUCGUCGCCGUCUCCUCGUCUCCGGUUUGCAUAAAGAGCGUACAACCCUCGCGCUCGCUUGCUCGUUUAUUUUUGUUCGGUUUACCUAAUUGUCCAACAUGAUGAUCAUCAUCGCGGAGUUCUUCGUGGUCAUCCUGAAGGUGUUGUGGGCUUUCGUAACAGCCGGGGCGAAGUGGGUGGUGCGGCCCAAGGAGAAGAGCGUGGCCGGACAGGUGUGCGUGAUCACUGGGGCUGGAAGUGGCCUCGGGCGGCUCUUUGCCAAGGAGUUCGCCCGGCGGAGAGCCAUCCUGGUGCUGUGGGACAUUAACAGCCAAAGUAACGAGGAGACCGCAGAGAUGGUGCGGCAGAUUUACCACGAAGUGGACACGCCGACGUCCAAAGAUGGCGGCGUUGAAGAAGUGCCCCCAUUUCAGCCCCAGGUGUACACGUACGCGUGCGACGUGGGCAAGCGCGAGAGCGUGUACUCCACGGCAGAGAAGGUGCGUCGAGAGGUGGGCGAGGUGGACAUACUCAUCAACAACGCCGGCGUGGUGUCGGGCUACCACCUCCUGGAAUGCCCCGAUGAGCUGAUCGAACGCACCAUGGUGGUCAACUGCCACGCACACUUCUGGACCACCAAGGCGUUUCUUCCCAAGAUGCUGGAGCUGAACCACGGCCACAUUGUGACGGUUGCCAGUUCCUUGGGUUUGUUCAGCACAGCUGGAGUGGAGGAUUACUGUGCAAGUAAAUUUGGCGCCAUCGGCUUCCACGAGUCCCUGAGUCACGAAAUUAAGGCCUCAGAGAAGGAUGGCAUCAACAUGACGUUGGUGUGUCCUUACCUGGUGGACACGGGCAUGUUCAAAGGUUGUAGGAUAAGGAAGGAGAUCGAACCCUUUCUGCCUCCCUUGAAGCCUGAAUUCUGCGUCAAGCAGGCCAUGCGCGCCAUCCUCACCGACCAGCCCAUGAUCUGCACGCCCCGCAUUGUCUAUAUGGUCAACUUCAUGAAAAGCAUCCUGCCCUUCGAGGCCAUCGUGUGCAUGUACCGCUUCCUCGGUGCCGACAAGUGCAUGUACCCUUUCCUGGCGCAGCGGAAGGAGGCCAUGAACAACAACGAGGCCAAGAACGGGAUCUAGGGGGCGCUGUCUGCAACACAAAAAAUGGAGAGGGGUUGGAGGGGGGGGGGGGGGUGACGCCGAAUCCUGCGAGCACGAGGAGAAGAACCACUGAAAAAGGGCGGGGUGGGGGCUUGGGAAGAAAAUGGCGGCAAGGUGAAAAGACUGAAUCUGGACUGGUGCACUUGCAUUGAGCAAAUGCAAAGGUUUACCAUAUUGUUCCUCUGGGACAAAGAAAGCUGUGUACUACACAAUGGAUUUAUUUGUCAUUUGUAUGUGUGUGUGUGUGUGUGUGUGUGUUUUUAAAGAAACAACUAUACUGUAUAAUGUCACUAGUUUUGAAGCGGUAUCCAAUAAUUAACUAUUUAGUCGCCAGCCUUAUCUAGUGUCAAUGUGGAACUAUACAGUAUGUUACUGUACAGACAGUAAAACAAGAAACCUUUCUUCACUUUUUUUUGUAGACCUGCACUGUAAUUUUCUAAGCUUUCUCUACACUGCCUAUUCUGAAAUACACAUUAACGAUGAAUUUACAUAUUUUAAAGGAGCCCUCGAGUUUCCCUUCAUGAAUCAGUCCAAGUCACCUCUCAAAUGGAGGAUGUGUAUGUUCAUGGCGUAGUAUCUGUUACUAGGUGAUUGCUGGAGGGAAACGGAUGAAAAGAUUUCUUUAUUUUCCUUCUUCAACCCCCCCCCCCCCCCUCCCAAAAAAAAAGUAACACUGUGCUGCCAGUUUGUCCAGUUGAAAAUGUGUUGUGAAUGUUGUGAGUAGCCCAGUAACCCAAAUGACUGUCUCCCUAUACUGUGUGUCAUGUAUGGAUAUUUGCAAUAUGGGGAGGACACCGUUUUUAAAAGACAUUCCAAUAGGCGUCAUUCCUUCGGUCACAGUGAUGAGCCUAAAUUCUCUACCUCUUUAUUUUUCCUUUUUAUUUUUUGACAGUAUGACUUUUUUUUGUAGUUUCCUGCAGACCACUCCAUAGCAAAGCAAAGUGUGGUUCCGAUGUUUAGUGUCUCUACCUAACUUAAAUUAAUAAAAUGAUUUAGAUUAUUA